AAGUCCAAUUUUAUGUAUUUGUUAGUAAACAACACUUUAGAUGAAAGUGAUAAUUUACGCAAAAUGACAAUCAGUAUGCUAUUAUUAUUGUAUGCCUUGGUGUAUUAUCCAGUGAUAAGCAAAUCAGAUGGAAUACUAUCAUGGAAAUUGGAAACAGUACCAGCUGUUUUUGGAGAAGAUGUUCAAUUAGCAUGUUUCAUUCCUAACUAUGCAAGUAGGGCAAAUAUGAACAGAAGAUGGUCGAUUGGAAGAAAAAUUCAUGGAAUAACAUUGAACGGUGUAUCAAGAUAUCCAAAUAAAUAUAGUGAGCAUAUGGAUGAGAAAAAUGGUGUGUCAACGUUACGAAUACACAAUUUUAGUCUAUAUGACGUAAAUACAAUUUACGAAUGUGCAUAUGGGUUUUCGAUCGACAGAAAGUUUCUCAACCUGUCUAAAAUCAAAUUUGAGAAUCAUCCUAUAAGACUUCUGAAUGCAACAGUUGAGAAUGACAAAAAAUGUACUUGCAGAGGAAAUGUUACCUUAGAAAACGUUUUUCCUCAACCAGAUUGUAAAUCUACAUUUAAUUUAAUGGACAUAACUUUAUCCUCCCUGCAUGUUAAAACAGAGCAGCAGGGAUUAUUCUUUACUAGUGAAAUAAUGCUGAUCUAUACACAUAGAGGCGAUGUUGAAACGGGAAAAUUGAUUGUUGUUUGUGAAAUUGGAAGUAAAAGAUUUGUUGUUGUUAAUGAAACGUUAUUCUGCGUUUCAAACGGUAGAACCAACCUCGAUAUAAAACGGAUUGCUGGAAUUACCUCAGUUUGCGUUUUGAUGUCGAUUCCGAUGCUGUGUUUAAUAUAUGUUUUCUCUAUGAAAGACAAAAAGAAAUUAAAAGCAUGGGUAUAUAAGUUUUACCUGAAAAAGAAGUUGCAAGGAUCAGAACAUUCUCUUCAACAAUACCAGAAGGCAAACGAAGAAAUGGCAUUACAAAAUGAUAAAGAAGGGGUAACAUAAUGAAUGCAAGGAUAAAUAACAAAAUGAAAUUCUUCAAGUGAAAUCUAAUCGCUAUUAGCUCGUUAUGAAUAACCAAUUCAUACAUGUAUUUAUUGUUGAAAAUCAGUAAUACUUUCAGUCGUGGAGUUAGAGUUAGAUUUGUCUUAUGGUAGAACAAAAAGAUAUGUUUUGCACAACUCUUAAUAUUACAUUUGUAAUUUAAUGCUUUACUUAAACAUUACAGUUCUAAUUUAAGCAAAUAUCUGUAAGACGAAAGACAUCGCAACUCGCCUAACGUAUCAAUUAUAACCUUUCUUUUUACUUUUUAUGUACAAUGUACAGGAUAAUGUUGAUUUCAAGGUAGAUUGCAUAUUGUUAUGAUUCUUAUAUAUUUUGUCAUGUUAACUUAUGUAAAAGUGUAUUGUUUUUGUGCUACAAAAUGACGAUUGAGAGUGUUUAAGUAUGUUUUUGAAAAAAAACUAUGUGGAGAUAUGAUAAGUAAAUAUAGAAAUUUACAAUAGUAUAAACUAUAGUCCCUGUAUGAAAUAAAAAAUCCAGUUACAAUUGUAAAUUAUAUUUAACGUGGAUGAAUUCUUUAUUUUAUCUUGUGAAAUUAUUUUCGAAUCGUUUUUGAAAUAAUUUGAUUGUUGAUGCAUGGAAUUGUCUUUUACAUAUUUCUGGGCUUAAAGUACUUAAUAAAUGGUUUGAGGUUAAUAAAAGUUCAAUACAAUAGCCAAACGUUUACUCUUAAGAAUUUUAUUGUUUAUAUCAUCAGGGUAUUCAUGAAUCAUCAGUACUUAAACUGGGUACUUGUGUAUACAAAACAUAUGUACAUGGUAUCAUAGUUAAAUACUUUCAAUUUAAAAUCUAAGACAUUAAUAAUAGAACAUUCAGUAUAAUAAAUUGAAUAACACAUAGCUGAGAGGGUAUUAGAGCAGAUUGUGACCCCUUGAAAGAACAUUGUCAACCUCGGCUUCGCCUCAGUUGACAAUGUUUAAUUUGGAUAAAUAUCUACUCUUUCAUUACUCAUCUGUGUGUUAUUUAUAUAGAUGUUUUGAUUACUCUAGUGGUAUUCUAAAUUAAUCUGCCGAUCAAAAGAUAGAAAGAUUAUCACUACAGAUAAAUAAAAUCAAGAUA
Molecule: messenger RNA, 2106 nt
Organism: Mytilus californianus (California mussel)
Lineage: Eukaryota; Metazoa; Mollusca; Bivalvia; Mytilida; Mytilidae
Exons: 7
Coding region: 13-990 (325 amino acids)
Source: RefSeq, a predicted model, not a curated record